UGCCACUUGGAACGCCUUCGACAGGCCGCCCAAGGUGGUCACGAUGACACACAACUGUCAAAACGCGGCUGACGCGAUAUUUACGUAAAGCUUCCGCUCCCUGUCGAAACUCAAUCGCAGCGAGUAUUUACAUAAUUACAUAUGUACAUAAUACGUAAUUUGACUGUCAUGACACCGGAUCUGGCUGCUGAUAUUGACCACAUGCAGAUUUCACUCUCUCCCGCUGUCCUCCCGCAACAGCCGCUUCCUCCCCCCUCCUGCUCCUUUCUUGAACCCUCCUCUGCAGUCCCUUCGACUCUCCCUCCGCUCGCAACUUGCAUUCGGCUCCCUCCCCAGCCACCAUCUGACCUACAGCCACUGCGGAAAUCACUCUCCUUACACCUACACUGCAGAAAUCUCUUCUUCCAUUCGUUCGCCGCGGACAUACCCUCCAGCGUCGUAAGCCCAUUCAUCUCCCACCGAAAUCGCAGGUCCCUUCCGGUUCCUCUCCGCAUUCAGUUCAGUCCGCUAUUCAUCUCCCGCUCGACAAUUUCCUCCAAUCUCCAGGUCGUUGGCGGACUACUCAGCGGCCGGAAGGAGUCUCGAACCUGCCCUCCAGCCACAUCAGGCCCGUUGAGUUCCAAAGGGUCCAGGUGGGCUCCUGACUACGAUUGCAGAAAAGGUGCCAUAUUUUCCGGCGCUAUCGAAUCCAGCUGUCCCGAACGUCUUUCUAUCGUGAUCCAGCUGGUCCGAGCCAUCGCUUGAUCCCGUCAAAGGGGCCUCCAUCGGUCGCGUUCAGGGUUGAUCGCUUGGAUAGGCACGGAGACGUUUAGGUUGAUCGCUUUGAUAGGCCCGACGGAAGCACACUGGGCCCCACCCAAAAAAAAAAAACCUUUCGGCAUAUUAGCGAUCGAGCCGUGGGCCUGAAAUUAUUCUUACGCGAGCCCAAUAUCCUCGCGCUUUC
This is a messenger RNA of Fimicolochytrium jonesii, 943 nucleotides long. RefSeq lists its product as uncharacterized. NCBI's taxonomy places the organism in Eukaryota, Fungi, Chytridiomycota, Chytridiomycetes, Spizellomycetales, Powellomycetaceae. The transcript has 3 exons. The record is from RefSeq and is a predicted model, not a curated record. The coding region runs from base 142 to 744 and encodes 200 amino acids.